Cuscuta campestris is the source of this 1386-nucleotide messenger RNA. Lineage: Eukaryota; Viridiplantae; Streptophyta; Magnoliopsida; Solanales; Convolvulaceae. The record is from the annotation of a GenBank genome assembly.
GUUCAGUUUUUACCUCAAAGUGGCUGCUGCGUUUUUGAGCUAAACAUUUGGAAACUUUGGAUGGUUUCUUGCUUGCUUCUCCUUCCUUGGCACAACAAUGGAGAUAAAACUUUCUUUCCCCUUUCUUGAUGCUUGGCCGACAGAGAGAUAAUGGGAGGAGAGAGGAGUGUUGUGUGUGUGGAUGAUAAGAGAUGAUGAUGAUGGAGUUUUCAGAAGUUCUUAUAUGGGUUGCAUUUCGUGAAUGAGGAGUUAUUUACAAAAUGUUUCGUGAAUGUGGGGUAACUUGCAAAAUUUUCCGUUUUUUUUUAAAUUCUUCUAGAAUCGUCCUCAGACGAGUUUGUCUGGAAUGUUGGUUUCACAAAUUACGCUUCGUUAUUUACAAGCUGGAACGAAUUAUUUCGAGUUUCAGAGUCUAUAUAUACCAAAUUGUGGCAAGAGCGUCUCACAUUCUCACAUUAUGGAAGGAACUUCUCGAGCUCUUUCUAAUACCAUAAGAUUCGUUGGUCUACUUGGUAGUCAUGCUCUUGGUAGCAAUCCAAGGUUCAUGGCUACAGCGGUUGAUCUAGGAAGUGAAUUGGUAAGGCGAAAAAUCAGGCUUACCUACGGAGGAGGCAACGUUGGCCUUCAAGGAGCUGUAGCUUCAACGGUCUAUAAUAAUGGUGGUAGAGUCAGAGGUUUCAUACCAGGGUAUAUAGCAACACGAGGGGUCUAUGGACCAACAUAUGGUGUGGAGUACACCGUCUCCAGCAAUUACUAUAAGUAUUUCGAGAUGAAUCAUAUUGUGGAAGCCUUCAUUGUACUUCCUGGAGGAAUUGACACUAUGGAGGGUUUAUUCACUUUGAUCUCAUGGGCAUCCGAAGGGUUACACAGUAAACCCAUUGGUCUUUUGAACAUUGACGGUUAUUUCAAUAACCUAAUCAAGUUUCUAGAUGAUGCGCUUUUGGACAAGCUAGAGUUUGCGAAAGCUUUCCCGGGUCCUGGUGCCAGUUAUGAAGAGUUUGCAAAUCCUGGAAGAUUAGACUUAGAGUUGCAUCUAGAUGUCGUGGAGGAUGUGGAUGCAGGACUUUGAAAAUAUUGACUCAAUGAUCCGAAAAUCGUUUUGCUCUGAUACCAAAAUGUAACACCCCAAUCCGUAUAACCCGGAAUUACACGAACUAAGGUGAAACGAGAGUUAAAUAAAAAUUUCACUUGACAUUUGAAUAUGACAAUUACUUAAAAAUAUUAAAUUUACAGACUCUGGAUCGCGACCCAUUUAAAAAUAUUUUCAGAGUAAUGCGGAAGUACAAUAAUAAUCAAAUCAUGACACAUUUUAAAAUCUGUUGACCAAACAUUGCCUACCAUCCUUGCAUCUCCUCUGACUCAAUGCCCUCCGGAAAAGGUUCCAUC